Messenger RNA from Oncorhynchus mykiss (rainbow trout), 5074 nucleotides. The record is from RefSeq and is a predicted model, not a curated record. Lineage: Eukaryota; Metazoa; Chordata; Actinopteri; Salmoniformes; Salmonidae.
UUUUAAAUGUGUGCAUGCUCAUCUCCUCUUCCGACAAAUAUGUGAUUGCUACGUACAUUUUUUUGCACUUUUAAUUUCAUGAUAUAUAGCCGUUGUUUCCUCAUGAUCGUAGUUCAACUGUCUAACCACAUCAGAACCCAAAGUAUACGCUUGUUGUUCUCUGUGUUUAAACCAUUUGUAAUUGUAAACUAACACUGUAUAGCCACAACACAUGGUUUAAAAUAUAGUUGUAUAUAAUAGAUGUUCCGUCCUUGCAUAGGCAGUUCUAUGAAUUUUGUUCAGCCCCAUCCCGCAGUUGUUUAUCGAAAUAGUGGCGGGGCAAAUUCGUUGUUAUUGUUUGGACUGCAGAUUGCCCUUCAAAUGGGAUUCGGUAAUUGAGAGUCGCAAGAACGCCACAGAAAGAACACACUUUUUUAUUUUUCUACUUUCGCGCCACAUGACAUGCGUGUUGGAGUCUGAGACAGUUUUAUAAUCGUUUGGUGAAAUGGUAUCUCCGAGAGCUGACAGGGGGAUAACCUCACCUGUAACCGUGCGACCACUGUGGCCCCUCGAUGGUUGUGGUUUGUGUUGUACGGAAUUGAAGCCUGACAGAAAUCCUCAACUUCUACCAUGCCUACAUUCUGUGUGUCAGGGGUGUGUUCCCCUAAGUGAUUUCAAGACAGAAUGUCCGGUCUGUGGAAGGCAAUACACUUCUUCCGAAAUCAUUGACAAUCCUUUCCUCCCUAGCUUCCCCACUGAUUCAAAACCCUGGUGUGGGGGUUGUGAUGAGCCUGUGGUCUGUGGCUGGUGUGUAGAAUGUGGCGAACCGCUCUGCUCUGACUGUGUGGCAGCCCACAAGAGGGUGAAGUUAACACGCAACCAUAAUGUCCUACCCCAAUUACCUCCAGGUUUCAGCAGGACAGUGUUGUGUCCCAUCCAUAAGAGAGAGCAGAUGAAGCUUUUCUGUGUGACUUGUGAUCAGCUGACUUGCCGUGAUUGUCAGCUAACCUUCCACAAGGAGCACAAGUACCAGUUUGCCCAGGAUGCUUUAUCAGAGCAGAGGAAAUGCUUACAGUAUCUAAUCGAGACUGUGAGGAUGCAGAGAGGGACUGUGCAACAGAACCUACAGGACCUGGAUGGACGGCUGUCUGACUUGGAGGAUCUGCAGGAGAGUGUGAGAACAGAGGUCAAGGAUAUCCUCAAGGGCAUCUGGAGUGUCCUGGUGAAGAGGGCCAUGCAGCUUUCCAAGGAAAUGCAGGAUCACUGUUGGAAGGAGAGUGAGUGUGUCACAGAGAGACAGGCCCAUCUUAGGAAGCUGGGGGAGAGGCAGAAAUAUGUGCUGGCCUUCACGGAGAAAGCCCUGAAGAGUGAGGAUCACACCUCGCUGCUAUCCUGCAAAAGAUGGGUAGAUAAAAAGUCUAAUCUAAGAUCAAAGAUCCACUCUGAGCUGCAAGGCGUUCUAGGCAAAAACCCCAGUGCAGUGUCUACAAUGAAGGAGCUGAAGCUCCAUUGUGGCCAGGACAUCCACCAAACCCUUGGAUGUUUCGGGGAAAUUGUGACUAAGGAGGUCCCGUUUGCUCGGCUAAAUCUGAGAGAGACUCAAAUCAAUCCUCCCAAAUUUUCUCUGGAACAGCAGAGAAACGGCAGAGCAUCCUCAACAUUGUCCCCUUCAUCCCAGGAAACCUCCAGUAUGUCAGCGAGAAAUGCUCCCCUCUCCCAAUGUCAACCAACACUAAUGCGCUUGCUUUCCCGCCCCCGGUCCUCCCCCUAUCCCCAUGAACCAGAGAGACUGUCAUUUUACCACUUUUCCCCUGACUCUCGCGGACCCUCUUUACAGGCACUAUCCUCUUCCCGCUCUGACAGCCCUCUGUCCUUGUCCUCUACGUCUGCUGUGAAUGCAACAGGUCCCCAGCGAUGUGCUGUAAACACGGAAAACAAAGACUGCUCGUUAUUAUCAGGGAUUGCACUGGACACCCCUGUCCCAUAUCACGGGUAUCAGGGUGGCUCCUCAAAGUCUGACCUGAUGGAACUUGUUUCCCGGGCCUUUCAUGUCAAAAGGAAAGCAGGGGAUGAAAAUGUGGGUCCUCAAAUUAAACGAAGUUGUUUGCAGCCCUUGAAGGUACCAGCGGACUCCUCCUGUGAGAGGGUUCCCCCUAUAGGUACUGAAAAGCAGGCUGGGGAUGUGGCUGCUACCGUUGUCAUAGAAAGAGAAGCUACACCCAACAUUACGGACCAGAAUGCAACGGCUCCAGUGUAUGGACAAGAAGCUACUAAGGCUUCAGGCAGCCGUCAAUCAAAUCUGGUUGUUGGCAGGAGUGUGAAGAUGGCCAAUCAGGUGGUUUUAGCUCCCUUCACACUCCCUGUCACCGGGAACUCCGUCACUUGGGGCAUGUCACCAGCUAAUGCCACUCUUUUUCCUGGUACUGUGAACACUCCCCCCAGCUUUGGAUGUGUAAGGGCUGUCCCCCCAUACUUGGUUUUGUCCAACAGCGCUCCAGUUUCUGGUCCCACUGGCGCUGUGGGCAGGCUUGACAAUGGAAGCCUGGUCUUCAUUUGUAAUGACGUGCCCUUUUUCAACAUCUUGAGCCAUGUUAGAGGAGGUCAAAACCAAGUGCUAGCUGGUUCUGUCCCAGGAGGACUCCGCCCACCAUGUCUGCCAGACCCCACCUCUCCAAAGAGCCCUAUGGAAGCUCCUCAGUCCCAGUCCACUGGUCCAAUAUAUCCAAUCAGAAUUUUUCAACGGGUAAAGAAUAUUUCAACAGUCCAGGACACUAAGCAGCCCACCCAGAAUGGCACUGCUCAAUCAGGUUUGUGCAGAAAGGAUGAAGCCGCCUCUACUCUCCUCGUACACACCGCUGAUGCCCAGGCAGACUCUGUACAAAUGGACAUUUCCAAGUCAGAUGUUGACCUCAUCCAGGCAGACCCAAAUCCAACAGUCUUUGUCAUGGAAGAAUCCACGGAGAUAGACAUUGUCCAUAAUAAAACUACCCAGCCAGACUUUGUCCACAAUGAGACCAGCCAGGCCGAACUUGUCCAGAAUGCUGCUGACCAGACAGUACUUUUCCAGAAAAAAACAGCCCAGAUGGUAAUUGUUCCUUCUCAAGUAGUUGGAAUCAAGGAGGAACAAACAUUACGGCCAGUUACAGGCCCAAUGGAGUCUGUGACGACAGACAUGCUUAACCUUGCCAAAACUGUGCCUGUCCAGAUUAACCUUGUGCAUUCUAACACUGUCCAAAGCGACAUUGUGCAUACUGAAACUGACCAGACCUACUUUGUCAACGUAAGCACACAAGUAUCUGGGAUCACAAUCAAGGAAGAACCGCCAGCCACAGACAGCUUAUCAGUUACAGGGCUAAUGGAACCCAUCAGAGUGAUUAUGCCUGACACACUACCUACUGAAACUGUCCAGACUGACCCUGUCCACACACAAAUGAUUAAUGUGACUGAAAUUGUGCAAAGGGAUGUUUUCCAGCCUGAAACGGUGCAGGCGGACUCUGCCUUCAUUGAAACGGUGCAGGCGGACUCUGCCAGGGCAGAAACCCUGCAGAAUGAAAUUGUCCAGUCAAACUUCAAUGAGACUGAAACCGUGCAGACAGACCCUGUCCUGACUGAACCAGUUUAUGCAGUCCAGAUAGACACUUUGCAGAUGGAACCAGUCCAUAGUGAAACUGUCCUUACCGGCAUUGUGCAGACUGUGACUCUGCAGAGGGACCUAGCCCUAACUGACUGCACAGAGAUAAUUCAGACAGACAUGUCAACCACCAAUAAGGUAUCCACAAAUGACACUGUCAAUGUGGUCAGUGUCCCCAGCUGCACUCAGGAAGUUGAACUUGACCUCACCCUUGACCUCAGCAAUGAUUUCUGCUCGCAGAUAGUGGAGGAAGAUGACAGUAUGGCUGUUGAUGUCAGUGCUGCUGACAGUAUUGAAGAGACUGGGUGCCAGGCGUCUCUUAGGCUUAAUAGCAGAUUUCCCCAGGUGUCUUUGCUUUGGAUGCCCAUCCUUGACGCCCAUGUUAGCGUCCCGCCAACCCGCUUCCGCCUCCUCCCAGGGGUCAAAGGGCAGCAAACUAUCGUUCAGGUGAUCCAGACGGACGCGCCGCAACCAGAGUCUCCUUGCUCCUCCAUGUCGAGCCCAGACAGUCUGAGGAGCACCCACCAGCUACGCCCCCUCCUGGCCAGGAGGAAACACUGCACAGCAUGUAGGAUGCAAGGGAAUCUCACCCUGUGUGUCGUGUGUGGACGGCGCUUCCACAGGGAGUGUCACGUUCCACCCAUCUAUUCCUUAUCAACUGAGAGCUGGCAGUGUAUGCUGUGCCGGGACCUCUCUGAUCUGGCGUUGCUGCAGGACUACAGCGGGACCGACGGGGGACUGUGUAUGAGCCCUCCUGACCAAAUGAGAUGUGAGCGCUUACUACUCGUCCUUUUAUGCAGAAAGUGCAGCGUUGUCCUCUACAGACCAGCCAAGCGCUCUUCCCGGUCUUCUCACUACAUUGACAUCACCAUGAUACGGGGACGGUUGCUACGGAAACUGGUCCCCCCUUACUGCACCCCGUCGGAAUUUGUGUCCGAUGUCUGGCUUCUCCUCCACACACUGUUGAAGAGUGUGAAGUCAGUGGACCGACUUCAGGCAUGUUUUGGGAAGGAGCUGGGCAAAACGUUUGAGGGGACCCUGCACCCUUCGCUGCUCGUCAAUCCCCACCAAGGGGAAGCGGAGGAGGCGGAACAAGAGGGGGACAAGUAGAAAGUGACCAUGAGGAAGAAUCCGAGACCUCUCGAGGUAGAGCGUGCAGGCAAAGACAUUUCACGCAGGAUGAAAUGAAAGAUAAAGAAUGGGAAAAGAAGCCUGUCUUUUUAUGUAUUGAUUUGAAUUGCUUGCUGAACAUGUUUGUACAUACAGUUGCCUCCAAAUAUAUUGGAACCACACUCAUCUUUAAAAAAUUCUGUUUUCUAAAAUAACAUUUCAGUUUCUGAAAAUGUGUUUUUGGCCGCAACUGUAGUUGGUUAAAAACAUUGGGGAUAAAGUGUUUCAAGUGUUUUUGUGUGUGUGCAUCUUUUUAUAUUCCGUAUCUAUUUACAAUAAACAUUUUUGUGUGCA